CAGCCUCAAAGCCCCGCCCACCCGUCCCUAGUAUUUCUGCCAGCGGAAGUUCGUACAGGUUUCUACGGUCUCUGGUGAGUCGGUUCAAGGGCUCCGGGGCUAACAAAAAAGACACCUGACUUUAACACAAUGGCAGCAAUACUCCGGUCCGUCCUGAACAACAAGAACCCGCUGCAGCUGAGCCGUAUGUGUUACUCCUCUGUGCCCUCCACCAAGCUCUUCAUCGACGGCAAGUUUGUGGAGUCCAACAGCUCCGAAUGGCUCGACAUUCACAACCCCGCCACUAAUGAGGUGGUGGGCCGCGUUCCUAAAGCCACCCAGACCGAGAUGCUGGCGGCCGUGGAUUCCUGUUCCAAAGCCUUCCGGUUCUGGUCCGAGACCUCCAUCCUGAGCCGGCAGCAGAUCUUCCUGCGCUACCAGCAACUCAUCAAGGACAACAUUAAAGAGCUGGCCAAGAUGAUCACGCUGGAGCAAGGCAAGACUCUUGCAGACGCUGAAGGCGACGUAUUCAGAGGACUGCAGGUGGUGGAGCACGCCUGCAGCAUCACGUCACUCAUGCUGGGCGAGACGCUGCCGUCCAUCACCAAGGACAUGGACACGUACACCUACCGGCUGCCCAUCGGUGUGUGCGCCGGCAUCGCCCCCUUCAACUUCCCGGCCAUGAUCCCGCUGUGGAUGUUCCCCAUCGGCAUGGUGUGCGGCAACACCUACCUGAUGAAGCCCUCGGAGCGUGUGCCUGGAUGCACCAUGCUGCUGGCCAAAAUGCUGCAGGAUGCUGGGGCGCCCGACGGCACGCUCAACAUCAUCCACGGGCAGCACGCUGCGGUGAACUUCAUCUGCGACCACCCUGCCAUCAAAGCCAUCAGCUUUGUGGGCUCCAACCAGGCAGGAGAGUACAUCUACGAGAGGGGCUCCAAGAACGGCAAGAGGGUGCAGUCCAACAUGGGCGCCAAGAAUCACGGCGUGGUGAUGCCCGAUGCCAACAAAGAGAACACCAUCAACCAGUUGGUGGGCGCCGCCUUCGGAGCGGCUGGCCAGCGCUGCAUGGCGCUGUCCACCGCCAUCUUUGUGGGCGAGUCUCGCGAGUGGCUGCCCGAGCUGGUGGAGCGCUCCAAAUCGCUGCGCGUCAACGCAGGUGAUCAGCCUGGCGCCGACGUGGGACCCCUGAUCUCUCCUGAGGCCAAGAACCGGGUGGAGUCUCUGAUCCAGAGCGGCGUGAAGGAGGGGGCCAAGCUGCUGCUGGACGGGAGGAACGUCAACGUCAAAGGAUAUGAAAACGGCAACUUUGUGGGACCCACCAUCUUGGGCGGCGUGACGACAAACAUGACUUGCUACAAGGAGGAGAUCUUCGGGCCGGUGCUGGUGGUCCUGGAGGCAGACAGUCUCGAUGAGGCCAUAGCGCUGAUCAACAGCAACCCCUACGGAAACGGCACCGCCAUCUUCACGUCCAAUGGCGCCACGGCGCGCCGAUACACACAUGAGGUGGACGUGGGCCAGAUUGGCGUGAACGUCCCCAUCCCAGUCCCCCUGCCCAUGUUUUCUUUCACGGGCUCCCGGGGUUCCUUCAGAGGAGACACCAACUUCUACGGCAAGCAGGGCAUCCAGUUCUACACCCAGAUCAAGACCGUCACGUCACAGUGGAAGGCCGAGGACGCCACCCUGACAAGCCCUGCCGUCACCAUGCCAACCAUGGGACGCUAAGCUUCACACUUUACCAUCAGUGACUUUUAACAUGCCUUAAAACAUGACUCAUUUAAGAGGGAUGGAGAAAGGUUUUGUGUUUUUUUUUUUUGUUUUGUUUUUUUUUAAACAAAGUUUAUUAGUUGCUGAAUGUUUAGUCUCCUCCUCCUAUGGAGAAAAUUGACCCGCUGUUGUCGGUCACCACUGAUGUUUUGUGUUUUAUUCCCCUCAUGUCCUGGGUUUAAUCCUUGGAAUGAUCUUAUUUGCUCUCACGUUCCUCUAAGCCUGCAGGGAGCAAUCAAAAGAUCGGGGAUUAAAAAAAGGACGUCUUCCGCCACUCUGUUUGAGGGCUACAUUUGACAUGCAUAAUGCUGUGGAGGGGAACACUAGAACUGAAACUAUGCACUCAUCUGUUGUGCUUUAUUCAUCCAUACUGGCUGCUCUGUCAGACUAGGCUUCCUCUUUGUAUUGGAUGUGAUGGUUAAGAUUGUCAAGAGCAAUAAACUGCAGUGGUUUGCUUGUCUAACUUGUU
Messenger RNA from Dunckerocampus dactyliophorus (ringed pipefish), 2212 nucleotides. Its product is annotated as methylmalonate-semialdehyde dehydrogenase [acylating], mitochondrial-like. Gene Ontology annotation, cellular component: mitochondrion. Gene Ontology annotation, molecular function: methylmalonate-semialdehyde dehydrogenase (acylating, NAD+) activity; malonate-semialdehyde dehydrogenase (acetylating, [NAD(P)+]) activity. Gene Ontology annotation, biological process: thymine catabolic process; L-valine catabolic process. The record is from RefSeq and is a predicted model, not a curated record. The transcript has 12 exons. Lineage: Eukaryota; Metazoa; Chordata; Actinopteri; Syngnathiformes; Syngnathidae. Bases 130 to 1701 code for a protein of 523 amino acids.